This is a messenger RNA of Oryzias melastigma (Indian medaka), 2342 nucleotides long. Its product is annotated as homeobox protein Hox-D3. The record is from RefSeq and is a predicted model, not a curated record. Gene Ontology annotation, cellular component: nucleus. Gene Ontology annotation, molecular function: RNA polymerase II cis-regulatory region sequence-specific DNA binding; DNA-binding transcription factor activity, RNA polymerase II-specific. Gene Ontology annotation, biological process: regulation of transcription by RNA polymerase II. Lineage: Eukaryota; Metazoa; Chordata; Actinopteri; Beloniformes; Adrianichthyidae. The transcript is spliced from 3 exons. The coding region runs from base 1104 to 1868 and encodes 254 amino acids.
AAAAUACAUCUAUUGAUCAGAGUUAACAGGGAAAACAGAAGUUGUGUUCUUGUGUUAACGUGGGAUUGGAUGUGUCUGCACUUCAAAGCCACUUAUGUGUUCUUUUAAGUAUUUCUCACCUUUAAGUUUCACUGAAAACCAAAAAAAAAUUCAUGCAUUUGUUUUGUGGGGGAUGACACUUCACCUCCAGAAAAGGAAGUUUAAAGUUAGAAGAAUAAAUGUGUGUGUGCCUUUGCUGUGUGGGUCAGCCGUCCGCCUGCUGGAAUGUGUUGACAGAGCUCUUUGUGGGGACGCAGGCCUUCAGCAGAGCUGGAGAGUCCCUCUUUUUGUCCCGUCUUUCCUUCUCGUGCCAUGAGUGAGACAUCAGGGGACAAUGUGGGCAUUGUGCGCCACUUCAUUUAUCAUGUUUUCUCUGUCCGUGGUCGAGGAGGAGUUUUAGUCUGCGAGGAGGAGCUUGACAAACAGCUUCAAGACGCCGGACUGCAGUGAGAAUCCGACCAGGAGAGAGGAUGCAAAGAGAAAAGUAAGUUUGCUGAAAAGAUGCACAUUUAAAAGCAUUAAUUGAUUUGGUAAUGUUAUUUUGAAGGCUUAUUUAAUUUAAAAACAACUUGCUGACAAUUCUCCCAUAAACACAUCUGUUUGUUCUCUGAUUAUAAGUUCUUGGAAAGCAGCAUAAAUAUAAAUCUGUUUGUUUGUUAGUGCUUUUGUUUAUUUAUUGGCUUCAUGUUGACGUGGGGGAAUCAAGCUGCUGCCACUGUUGAUUCGACUGUCUCUGAAUAAAUUCAGAGCAAUAAAUGGCCCCCGCCUGCGGACACGUGGUCCCCGCAGUUAAUUGACAGGAGAGGUUGCAGAGAGCUGCAUUUGUCAGCAGGCCGGCACGCCGAACGCAGGGCGGCGGAGGAGGAGGAGGAGGAGGAGGACGGGGAGUGCAUGUGUCCAUCACGCACAGCAGACAGGCUGCCACCAAGACAGGGGAGUGAUGAGAGAGCAGCACGGGCCCGUUGCCAUGCCAGAAGCCUUCGGCUCUCUGGAAACCUGCCAUGUGACAUCUGGCUGCCUGCGCUCCGCCAGAAGGUCAAAAGGAGCCCGUACAUUUCACAGAAAUGCAGAAAGCCAAAAUCCAGCAGCAGCAGCUCGACUUCUCCUCUGAUGGUGUCCCCGCGUUUGAGUGCCUUGAUCGGGCACCGGCGCAGCGGCAGCCCGAGGAGGCGUUUGACCGCGCGUUUCCCCGGAGGUCAAAAGCUCCAAACCCCAAGUUUACUGUCAGUAAAACCAUUUUCCCCUGGAUGAAGGAGUGCAGACACUCAGAGCACAAACCCGACAGGAGGAUCUCAGACAAAACUCCAAAUGCCACCCCGGCCUCCAAGCGCACGCGCACUGCUUACACGAGCGCCCAGCUGGUGGAGCUGGAGAAGGAGUUCCACUUCAGCCGCUACCUGUGCAGGCCGCGCAGGGUGGAGAUGGCCAGCCUGCUCAACCUCAACGAGCGGCAGAUCAAGAUCUGGUUCCAGAACCGGAGGAUGAAGCAGAAGAAGGAUCAGAGGGCGCGCGGGCUCACCGCCUCCCCCUGCUCACCCGCGUCCUCCCCCUCCGCCGGCGCGAGCCCGACCCUGGCCAGCCUCGGAUACGUCCACGUGGGCGGCGACUACUCGCUGCAGGCCUCCCCUCCCCUGAAACCCCCGCAGCCGCAGCUGGCCUACCCGGCGGAGUUCAGCAAAUACCCAGAUCCGGGACUGACGCGCGGGCCGCACUUUGACGCACAGUACAACAGCCCGGGAGGGGGGGACCUGAGCGGGCAGUACUUCUCACAGCAGAGCUGCGCCCCCCAGGACAGAAUCCUGAGAGCUCCAAGACUGACCCAUCUGUAGAGCCCAUUUAUUUAUUUAUUUAUUUAAAAUAAUUAUUUUGCACAUUUAUCAUCAUUCAGGUUCCAUACAGCCAAAAAAUGGUUUAAAUAAGUUUUCUCGAUUGAGCCCUGAUUGAAGUGUUAAAUAAUUUAGUAAAAUAAAAACUUUAUGAUAAGAAGCGUAAAAAAAUGAAAUUCAGAUGAUCGUUUUCAAUUUUUUUUGCCAUACUUUUUAUUUUUAUUUCUGUGUUUUUUUCAUUUUAUUCAUUUUUGCCAUUUCUGCUGCUAAAAUUCACACUUUUUUAGGAAAUAAACAGAUAAAAAUAGCUUUCCCUUAGAAAAUAUUCCGAAAAUUUGGAAAUUAUUUAAAAGUUGCUACCAAAGUACAAUAAAAACUUAAUUUACACCAGAGAACCAUCACACCACUUUAGCUGUCACUUAAUUACAGAGGGGCUUUUGGAUUAAGGCUAAACUAAAAUAAGACGAGAAGACAAUA